This is a messenger RNA of Nicotiana attenuata, 988 nucleotides long. RefSeq names its product ATP synthase subunit delta', mitochondrial. The transcript is spliced from 2 exons. Lineage: Eukaryota; Viridiplantae; Streptophyta; Magnoliopsida; Solanales; Solanaceae. Gene Ontology annotation, molecular function: proton-transporting ATP synthase activity, rotational mechanism. The record is from RefSeq and is a predicted model, not a curated record. Gene Ontology annotation, biological process: proton motive force-driven ATP synthesis. Bases 129 to 734 code for a protein of 201 amino acids.
CCUUUACAUUUGGGCCUUGGAUAGGAUCCAGCAAGUCAGUCAUUCCACCAAGCCCUCGUUGCAUUUCCAAAACUCCGAUCACAUUCUGCAAAAUCGCCGUCGAUCUCCGCCCCCUUAUCGCCGUAACAAUGUUCCGACACGGUUCUCGAUUCCUGACCAGAGCCACCACCACAAUGAAGUGGCGCCGCCCAUUUUCAACCGAUCUGCCUGCGGAGUCCGUUGCAGAUUCCAACUUCAUCGAAGCUUGGAGGAAAGUAGUUCCAAAUGUGGAACCACCUAAAACUCCAUCUGCAUUCAUGGCUGCGAGGCCCGCUACACCGUCGUCGAUUCCGUCUAAGCUCACUGUCAACUUUGUCCUUCCUUACUCCUCUGAACUCUCUGGUAAAGAGGUUGACAUGGUUAUAAUCCCUGCAACUACGGGACAGAUGGGUGUUUUACCUGGACAUGUAGCGACGAUUGCUGAGCUGAAGCCUGGUGUCUUAUCCGUUCAUGAAGGCAACGAUGUGACCAAGUACUUUGUGAGUGGUGGAUUUGCAUUUGUUCAUGCAAAUUCUUUUGCUGAUAUAAUUGCUGUUGAAGCUGUACCACUUGACCGCAUCGAUGCCAAUUUGGUUCAAAAGGGCCUCGCUGAGUUUACACAGAAGCUAGGCACUGCCUCAACUGACGUAGAAAAAGCUGAAGCCCAGAUUGGAGUUGAUGUACACAGUGCCCUUAAUGCUGCUCUCACUGGUUAAGCAACAAGCAGGGAUACAAUCUUUGUCCUUGUUCAAUUUUCUUUUUUCCUUUGUGUCUGCUUGAUCGACUUCUUCAGCCUUUUGCAUAAGCUGAUUUCCGACAUAUAUUGUCUUGUUCAAGUAUAUGUGGAAUACCUAUUUUAAGUCAUCACUUUAAAUAAAUGUUGCGUUAAGCUUUCCUUUUCAGCUGUAUGCUAAACUGCAGUAAUGAGAAAUAGAUUGUUUAAAAGCAAUUGUGCAGUCGUCUCAUGCUA